Molecule: messenger RNA, 1818 nt
Organism: Penicillium cataractarum
Lineage: Eukaryota; Fungi; Ascomycota; Eurotiomycetes; Eurotiales; Aspergillaceae
Product: flavin-containing monooxygenase
Exons: 3
Coding region: 1-1818 (605 amino acids)
Source: RefSeq, a predicted model, not a curated record
AUGCCUUCGGUCGCCAGUAUCCACAAGCGCCAUGUCUACGGCAAAGAUGCUCAUACCUACUACCCAGUGCUCAUCGUCGGCGCCGGCGAGUCGGGUGUCGCGAUGGGCUGUCGUCUCAAAGAAGUCCUAGGAACGGACCAGUUUCGAAUCUUUGAGCGACAAUCUGGCAUCGAGAGACAAACCAGCCCCGCGUUGUUCUAUUCCUUUUCAUUUGCACCCAAGAAGAACUGGUCGACUUUGCACCCCUCGGGACCUGAGAUUGCACAAUACCUCGCCGAUGUCUGCGAGAAGUAUGAGAUUGUCGACAAGAUCCAGUUCCACACUGAUGUCCGCGAGCUUCGCUGGAUAGAAGAGGAUGAGGAAUGGGAGGUUCUCCUUUCCCACCUGGUCCCAGGGACGGGUGAUCUCUCCUCGUAUGAGCGAGAGCAGCUUGCGAUCAACGAGGGCGUGCAUAGCGUCUACGUCAAAAAUGAGAUCGUCCGAGCCAAGGUCGUCGUGAGUGGCGUGGGUGGACUAGUUGAGCCAAAGACAUGGCCCAAGGAUAUCCCCGGUAUCGAAGACUUUGAAGGAGAGAUCAUGCAUACAGCUCGAUGGGAUAGUGAUAUUGACCUGCAAGGCAAGGAUGUGAUCAUGUUCGGCUCCGGCUGCAGUGCCGCCCAAGUUGUCCCCGAGCUGGCCAAGCCAGAGGCCAACGUUCGCUCUAUCACCCAGUUAAUGCGUACUCCUCCCUGGGUGCAGCCAGACCUCUUGCCGCCCAAGCUCCUUGUGCAUUGGGAGAGGUGGAUGCCUUCGUUGUUGACACACGUGCCAGGACUGGCACGUUUCCUCCGCAACAACCUCUUUCUGAUGUGUGAACAUAAUUUCUUUGCCAUGUUCACUGACACGGCAUACGGACGCAUGAUGCGGCCAAAGAUUGAAAAGGCAUUCCUGGAUCACAUGCGCGAAAUGGCACCGAAGGAAUACCAUGAAAUGCUGACCCCAAACUACAGCCUUGGAUGCAAGCGCCGUAUCAUUGACGGUACAUGGUACCGCAGCCUGCACUCCUCAAAGGUCACGCUGACAACGCAGCCACUGGCUCGUGUCCAUGCGAGAAGCGUAACAAUCGGACCGGGACAUUACUAUCCUCCGGGCAAUGACUCUGAUGACGAAGCUCGAGAGAUUCCGGCCGAUGUGAUUCUGCUCGGCAAUGGCUUUGAGACCAAUCAGUGGCUGCACCCUUUGAAGGUCAUCGGCAGGGGCAGCAAGAAGAUGGAGGAUCUUUGGGCAGCUCGAGGAGGCGCCCAGGCUUAUCAGGGAAUCGCGAUGGACCACUUCCCGAACUUCUUCAUGCUCUUCGGUCCGAACACAGCCACCGGUCAUACAAGUGUUAUCUUCGCGACUGAGAACGCGGUCAACUACUCCCUGAAAUUCAUCAAGCCAAUCUUGAUCGGCCAGGUCAGCUCCUACGAGGUCAAGGAAGAGGCCGAGCUGGCGUGGACCAAGAACGUGCAGGACCAACUGCAGAAGACGGUCUUCCGUCGCGGCGAUUGCUCCAGUUGGUACAUCACUGCCGACGGAUGGAACUCUUCAACCUACCCAUACUCCCAGAUCCACUAUUGGUACCGAUGCACAUUCCCUAUCUGGAGCGACUGGACGGCAAAAUGGACUCGAAAGGGUGCGAUUCUGCAGGGAAUCCGCAAGACUGUGCGCCUCUCGUUCAUUUUCAGUGUCCUAGCGGGACUGGCAUGGCUAAAGAAGAACCCCGACGAGCGCAGUAAGUUGCUGCUAGCCUUGUUGGCAGGGAAGGACUGGCUUCUUUCCAAGGCACGUGGCUUGUAA